UGAAAAACUGAAUUUUUUUUGAUCUUCCAUUGUUAGCGUAUCUACAAAGACAAUGUCGCUCGAGGAGGACGAAGAAUCGUUUGAGCACACGCUCCUUGUGGUGCGUGAGGUGUCAGUUUUCAAAAUCCCGCCGCGUCCGACCAGCGGCGGUUACAAGUGCGGUGAAUGGCUACAAUCUGAUAAGAUCUGGACGGGUCGACUCCGGGUCGUAUCCUGUAAGGAACGUUGCGAGAUCCGACUCGAGGAUCCGAACUCAGCUGAGCUGUUCGCGGCGUGUUUUGUGCCUCCGGGACAGAGAGAGAGCUCGGUGGAAUCGGUGCUUGACUCGUCGAGGUACUUCGUGUUGAAGAUCGAGGAUGGGAGAGGGAAACAUGCCUUCAUUGGACUAGGGUUUAACGAAAGGAAUGAAGCAUUUGAUUUCAAUGUGGCGUUAUCUGAUCAUGAGAAGUAUGUCAAGAGAGAGCACGACAAGGAAGAUGGAGAUGGUGAAGUUGGUGAUGAUAAUCACAUUGAUAUUCAUCCUGCUGUUAAUCACCGAUUGAAGGAAGGUGAAACAAUUCGGAUAAAUGUGAAGAACAAACCAUCUAUUGGGACAGGCAUGCUUUCUGCUGUGGGAUUGGCAGCAGGAACAACAGGAGCUGUGAAAACAACGCCAGCCCUUGCGCCUCCACCUAGUGGAGGUAACAAGAUCAGGUCUCCUCUUCCACCCCCUCCAAAUGAUCCAGCUACGUCUCGAAAGACUUCUACUACUCCCAGUAUUGAUUUCAAGGGGCCAAAGGAAAAUGCCAGGCAUUCCACUGAUCCACUUUCAAAUCUUUCUCAAAUUGAGAGAAGCCUUCCUUCUGCCACUGGAUCUGGAUCAAGUAAAACUAAAACCACAGCAGCUGGAUGGGCAGCGUUUUGAUUUUUGUGUGUUAAAUAUGGCUGACAUGUAUGAUUGCUGUUGUAUUACCAUAGGAAAAUACACCGGGAUUCAGAAAAUGGAAGAGAAAUUUCAUGGUAGUUUUUCCUCGCAUUUUGGGAGAUAAUUGCAAUGGAAUAUGUUAAUGUACUGGCUUGACAUCUGAAUCGAGCUUCUGUAUUACAUGCAAUAAAAAAAAUAUCUUUAUUUACAAACAUCUGUCAAGCUUUGUAGAAGUAACUGAUUUCUUGCAGUGACAUGAUUUCGAAAACAUAUUUUGAUCCACUAGUACAUGUUACUUAAGACUUC
This is a messenger RNA of Solanum dulcamara, 1210 nucleotides long. RefSeq lists its product as uncharacterized. The coding region runs from base 53 to 904 and encodes 283 amino acids. The record is from RefSeq and is a predicted model, not a curated record. Lineage: Eukaryota; Viridiplantae; Streptophyta; Magnoliopsida; Solanales; Solanaceae. Gene Ontology annotation, cellular component: clathrin vesicle coat; membrane. The transcript has 3 exons. Gene Ontology annotation, biological process: endocytosis.